Arctia plantaginis is the source of this 423-nucleotide messenger RNA. NCBI's taxonomy places the organism in Eukaryota, Metazoa, Arthropoda, Insecta, Lepidoptera, Erebidae. The record is from the annotation of a GenBank genome assembly.
AUGAUGGCCAAUAAAGCAAUGCCAGAAACAGAAGAACAGAACAGGAUAAGAUUUCAAGUAGAACUUGAAUUUGUUCAAUGUUUAGCAAAUCCUAAUUAUAUUCAUUUUUUGGCUCAACGCGGAUAUUUAAAAGAACAAACAUUUAUAAACUACAUCCGCUACCUACAGUACUGGCGAGAGCCUGAGUAUGCCCGUUACCUUAAGUACCCCAUGUGUCUUCACUUUUUGGAGUUAUUGCAGCAUGAGGCAUUUAGAAGAGAAUGUGUGUCAGCACAGGUAUGCAAAUUUAUGGAUGACCAGGCAAUAUUACUGUGGCAACAUUAUACACGGCGACGCACACGUACACUACAGCCACCAGACACGCCUGCUCCUCCUGCUCCACCAGCACCUCCACAACAAGGGCCUCCUAGACAACAAUCAUAA